This is a messenger RNA of Drosophila subobscura, 570 nucleotides long. RefSeq lists its product as uncharacterized. The transcript has 3 exons. NCBI's taxonomy places the organism in Eukaryota, Metazoa, Arthropoda, Insecta, Diptera, Drosophilidae. Bases 77 to 538 code for a protein of 153 amino acids. The record is from RefSeq and is a predicted model, not a curated record.
AUAUACAUAUAUUAUAGGCUUUCCUUUUAUUGUUACCACAAUAUUCAGUCUUGUUAAAUUGGAUUUACUCAAAAUUAUGCCGCACCAGCAGAAAUCGAGCGUGUUUUAUAGUGAGCGGAAUGACUGCAUGGCGGGUCUGAAAACCACAACACAGGAUGCCCUGGAAAGCGGUGCAAAGAAACAAACAGCACGUCCUGAAGUAUUCAAGAAAAUUGUGGAUUUUCGUUCCUUCCAGUCGAAUCAAUAUUCAGCAGAUGAGACGUUUGUGCCGCAAGAUAAAGAUCCUCUUGUUUCCAGCUAUUCCAAGGACUACACCUGGUCAGGCCAUGGUUCUAAAUUGCGAAAAUGUGUGCCCGAAGAAACCUUGCCAGAUCCGGACUUUUGCCGCCGACAAGUUAAUCCAUUUUACAGCAUAACCUCGAGCCCAUUCAAAUUCAUGGAUGAUCAUCUCAAGAUAGAACUGGUGACUGAGCAUCGAAAGAAAAUUGACUUCUUCAGACAGCUAAGAAAUCAAUCUCAAAUUUUCACAGAUUCAUAGACUAUACAAUAAAUAAAUAAAUUAUUGACAUA